CAACAUUCACGACUACUAAUUCCACUUUAUAAAAUUCCCACUCAAAACAUUCCUCUAAUUUUUCCUGUUCAAAAUGGCUACGACGACGAACCUCCGUCUUCCUCCGCCCUCCAACAACAGGGCCGCCUUGCUAUCUCAACCACCGCUCUCCCUCAGCUCUUCUUCGGCCAAAUCCGUACCUCUCAAAACCCUAACUUCCUUGAGAUUUUACAAGACUGAUGUGUCUCUCACUACAACACUCCAGCUGUUCGGUACCACGUCGAGCUCGUUUCUUGUUCGAUGCCACGCUUCAAGCGCUGGAAGGAUGCAGCCUCAAGAUGUGUUUGGGAAACAAUCAAUUACUCAACAAGAGUUCACUGAUAUGGCUUGGCAAAGUAUUGUUUCUUCACCAGAAGUGGCAAAAGAUAACAAGCAUCAAAUAGUCGAGACUGAACAUUUAAUGAAGGCCCUUCUGGAGCAGAAGAAUGGUCUUGCUCGCCGUAUUUUCUCCAAGGUUGGGGUAGACAAUACCCGUCUUUUAGAAGCCACUGACAAGUUCAUCCAACGCCAACCCAAGGUUCUCGGUGAGUCAGCUGGUUCAAUGUUAGGACGGAAUUUGGAAGCCCUGAUACAACUAGCCAGGGACUACAAAAAAGAGUACGGUGAUUCAUUUGUGUCUGUUGAGCAUUUGGUGCUUGCUUUUACGCAAGACAAUCGAUUUGGAAAGCAAUUGUUUAAAGAUUUCCAAAUUUCCCUUAACACCUUGAAAAAUGCCAUAGAGGCCAUAAGGGGACGUCAAACAGUCAUUGACCAAGAUCCUGAAGGGAAGUAUGAAGCACUGGAGAAAUAUGGAAAGGAUUUGACUGCUAUGGCAAGAGAAGGAAAGCUCGAUCCUGUUAUAGGAAGAGAUGACGAAAUACGCAGAUGUAUCCAGAUUCUCUCGCGGAGAACAAAGAACAAUCCUGUGCUAAUUGGUGAGCCAGGUGUUGGGAAAACUGCAAUUUCUGAAGGGCUUGCCCAAAGAAUUGUGCAAGGGGAUGUGCCUGAAGCUUUAAUGAACCGAAGGUUGAUAUCCCUCGACAUGGGUGCACUCAUUGCUGGGGCAAAAUAUCGUGGGGAAUUUGAAGAUCGGCUGAAGGCUGUGCUGAAGGAAGUAAAAGAUUCAGAUGGGCUAAUUAUUCUUUUCAUUGAUGAAAUUCACACAGUUGUUGGGGCAGGUGCAACUAACGGUGCAAUGGAUGCUAGCAAUCUAUUGAAGCCCAUGCUUGGUCGUGGAGAGUUGAGAUGUAUUGGUGCAACAACAUUGGAUGAAUAUCGUAAAUAUAUUGAAAAGGAUCCAGCCUUGGAACGCCGUUUCCAGCAAGUUUAUGUUGAUCAACCUUCAGUGGAAGAUACGAUCUCUAUACUUCGUGGACUGCGCGAAAGAUAUGAGCUACAUCAUGGCGUUCGUAUUUCUGACAGUGCUCUUGUUGCAGCAGCAAUCCUCUCAGAUCGUUAUAUCAGUGGACGUUUUUUACCUGACAAAGCUAUUGACCUAGUUGAUGAAGCAGCUGCUAAACUGAAAAUGGAAAUCACUUCAAAACCUAUUGCCCUUGAUGAGAUAAAUCGUGCAGUGGUGAAGCUGGAGAUGGAGAGGCUUUCUCUUAUGAACGAUACAGACAAACCUUCAAAAGAUAGGUUGCAUCGCAUUGAGGCAGAGCUUGCUGUCUUAAAAGAGAAGCAAGCACAGCUAAAUGAGCAGUGGGAACAUGAAAAAGCUGUCAUGACACGCAUACAGUCAAUCAAAGAAGAGAUUGACAGGGUAAAUCUUGGGAUACAACAGGCUGAGCGGGAAUAUGAUCUUAAUCGUGCCGCUGAACUCAAAUAUGGGAGCUUGAACUCUUUGCAGCGUCAACUCAAAGCUGCAGAAAAGGAAUUGGAUGAGUAUAUUAAAUCUGGGAAGUCCAUGCUCAGGGAAGAAGUCACUGAGAAUGAUAUUGCUGAAAUUGUCAGUAAAUGGACGGGCAUUCCUGUUUCGAAGCUACAACAAUCGGAGAGGGAAAAGCUGUUACAUUUGGAGGAAGAGCUGCAUAAACGUGUCGUGGGCCAAGAUCCUGCUGUGAGGUCCAUUGCCGAGGCUAUCCAGCGAUCUCGAGCAGGCCUUUCCGAUCCUCACCGUCCUAUUGCUAGUUUUAUGUUCAUGGGUCCUACAGGUGUUGGGAAGACAGAACUAGCAAAGGCACUAGCUGCCCACUUGUUCAACACCGAAGAAGCUCUUGUACGAAUCGAUAUGAGUGAGUACAUGGAAAAACAUGCUGUUUCAAGAUUGAUAGGUGCCCCACCUGGUUAUGUAGGGUACAAGGAAGGUGGACAAUUGACGGAGACAGUUCGCCGGAGGCCAUAUUCGGUUAUCUUAUUUGACGAGAUAGAAAAAGCCCAUUCCGAUGUGUUUAAUGUGUUGCUUCAAAUUCUGGAUGACGGAAGAGUUACUGACUCACGAGGUCGUACUGUUAGUUUCACCAACACUGUCAUCAUUAUGACUUCCAACGGGGGCUCUCAAUACAUACUUAACACAGAUGAUGACACCGUGCCAAAGGACUAUGAGACCAUCAAGAAGAGGGUAAUGGAUGUGGCUAGAUCGAUUUUCCGUCCCGAGUUCAUGAACCGAGUUGAUGAGUACAUAGUUUUCCAGCCUCUGGAUCGUGAGCAGAUAAACACUAUCGUCAGGUUACAGUUGGAACGAGUGCAACAGAGGAUAGCUGAUAAAAGAGCCCUUUCUGUAACUGACUCUGCUGUUCAACUCCUCGGAAAUCUUGGGUACGACCCCAACUAUGGUGCUAGGCCGGUGAAGCGGGUUAUCCAACAGUAUGUUGAAACCAAACUUGCAAAGGGCAUCCUAAGAGGAGAGUACAAGGAUGAGGACUCCGUGUUAAUAGACACAGAAGUUUCGGCAUUUUCCAAUGGCCAGCUUCCCCAGCAGAAGUUGGUGUUCAGGAAAUUGGAACCUGAUUCAGAUAAUUCGGCCACAGAAAAACCGAGAAGCAUUUUCACAGACCCUGUGAAUAGAGUGUUGUAUAAUGGAUUUUGUCUCACUACGGGUUUUACAUAGCCACGAGCUAAGGCACCUAGUUUUGUACUGAAUUUUGUAUGUAAAUUUUUUGUACAGCAGCCUGUUGCUUCGGUUGAAACUGGGUGUCCGAGCGUCUGGGAAGAGAGGAUAACAGUCUUCAUUUCCACACUUAGAAGUACGUACGACGGGAAAAUAUUAUCGGGUCGUAAAUGAAAAAUAAAAUAUGAUUACAGAAAAUAAGUUUAUUUAGAUAGAACCAUUACAAAUUUA
This is a messenger RNA of Camellia sinensis, 3298 nucleotides long. Its product is annotated as chaperone protein ClpB3, chloroplastic-like. Lineage: Eukaryota; Viridiplantae; Streptophyta; Magnoliopsida; Ericales; Theaceae. Gene Ontology annotation, cellular component: cytoplasm. Gene Ontology annotation, biological process: protein refolding; cellular response to heat. The record is from RefSeq and is a predicted model, not a curated record. Gene Ontology annotation, molecular function: ATP hydrolysis activity; ATP binding.